This is a messenger RNA of Trichomonas vaginalis G3, 1728 nucleotides long. RefSeq names its product spectrin binding. NCBI's taxonomy places the organism in Eukaryota, Parabasalia, Trichomonadida, Trichomonadidae. The record is from RefSeq and is a predicted model, not a curated record. The transcript has a single exon. Bases 1 to 1728 code for a protein of 575 amino acids. Gene Ontology annotation, molecular function: protein binding.
AUGACCUCCCAGGAGGGUGUGCUCCAUGUCUAUUACGAUCUCCUCCCAUUAUAUGGUGACUAUAUAGAUGCCUAUGACUCCAUCUAUAAGAUCAAAACACAUGAUGAAUCCGAGAUCCUCGAAAUUUUUCAGAAGAUCAAAAAUGUUUUGAUUGGAAAGUACAAAAUUCCAGUCAUGCAACUUCUGAAGGAUAUCGAUCAGGCUAGUAAGUACAGGCUCAAGUAUCUUAAAUCAUUAUGGGCUCUUUUCCGUAUGAUUUAUGAUGCAUAUCAUCCAAUUGAGAAAAUCGACAACUAUGUCGAGUCAUUCCCUAAAAUCAUCAACCACAACAUCCAAACUGGUAAGGAAAUAUCAUUCUCUCAGUGUCUUACCGAUGGAUUAGUUGAUGAAUUCUUAUAUGUCUAUGAAGAAGGAACAUUGUUAGAGGCUGUAAUGAAUGAUGACCUUGAUACAUUCAAAGAAAAGGUUCAAGCAUCAAAAUUUGAUGUCUCUCAAACAGUUUGGCAUCCAUUCGAAUUUGGUUUAAACGUCCUUGAGAUUUGCUCAUACUUUGGCUCAGAAAAGGUCUUCAAGUACAUUCGCUCAGAAUAUAACUCAAAGAUCUCACCAAAAUGCCUUGAGUUGUCCUUCAUUGAUGGAAAUUCCCAAAUUGUCAAAGAAUGCAUGGCAAAUCAGAAACCUACCAAUGAAUGUAUCUACAAUUCCUGUGCGGCUCACCAGAUGGACUUCAUGAUAUACUUUUUGAACAAUGAAGAUUACAAAAUUAUUCCAAGAACAUGCGCAAAGUUCAGGAACUUGCAAGCAUAUCUUCUCUGUAUUGACUUAAAUGAGAACAUCAACAAGAACCUUGAGUACUCACCACUGUUCCAUAUCCCACACAUCUGCGAAUUAUUAAUUCAGAAAGGAGCAAAUGUCAACGCGAAAGGUGAAGAUGGAAAGACCCCUCUCCACUACACAAUCGAAUACGAUAACGUUGAAUUUGCUUCCUUACUUAUCAGAAACAAAGCAGAGGUUGAUGCAAAGGAUAACUCUGGCUACACACCAUUGCAUAGAUGCGCAAUUUACAACAGUACAAAAAUUGCAAAAGUUUUAUUGGAAAAUGGUUGUAAAUAUGAUGAAAAAGUUAAGUACAAUGAAUACGCUCCAUUACAUUUAGCAGCUGAAUACUGCCAUCCUGAAAUAGCUUCUCUAUUAGUUAAAGCAGGUGCUGAUGUUUCAUCCGUUGAUUCCUGUGGUGAUACUCCUUUACAUAGAGCUGCAAUGUCGAAUUCAUUCGAAACUGCGAAGAUUUUAAUAGAAAAUGGAUGCUCAAUUGAUGCAAAAGAUUUCUACGAGUACACAGCAUUGCACAGAGCAGCCAUCUACAACAGUACAAAGACAGCUGAGAUCCUUAUCGAAUGCGGUUGCAACGUAGAUGCAAAGGACUCAAAUAACUGCACACCAUUGCAUAAAAGUGCUGAAUACAAUCAAUCAGAAAUUGGUCAACUCUUGAUCAGUAGAGGUGCUGACAUCAACGCUGUUAAUGGCAGUGAUGAAACACCUUUGAAUGUUGCCAUAUCUGAUGCAAAGCAUGGCAUGAUUCAGACUCUUAUCGAAAACGGAGCAGAUUUGAAUCUUGGAAAUAAAAUCAGUGAGCAUAGACUCAAGGUUGUUUUGGGUCACUGCAGCUUAGCAAUUCAGCAAAUUUUCUUCAGUAACAAUGCAGCGAAAUACCAGAUUUCUUCGUAA